This is a messenger RNA of Aureobasidium namibiae CBS 147.97, 1218 nucleotides long. RefSeq names its product Zip-domain-containing protein. Gene Ontology annotation, biological process: intracellular zinc ion homeostasis; zinc ion transmembrane transport. NCBI's taxonomy places the organism in Eukaryota, Fungi, Ascomycota, Dothideomycetes, Dothideales, Saccotheciaceae. Gene Ontology annotation, cellular component: membrane. Gene Ontology annotation, molecular function: zinc ion transmembrane transporter activity. The record is from RefSeq and is a predicted model, not a curated record. The transcript is spliced from 5 exons. The coding region runs from base 1 to 1218 and encodes 405 amino acids.
AUGAAUCGUGUGUAUGCCACUUUGCUGGUUGUCCUCGUAGUACUGUGCCAAGUCAUCACUGCAUACUCGGAGAAGACUCCUGUUGGAGACCUCUCAUCUGCACAGAUUGAAGAACAGAUCCAGCAAUGUCCUCUGGUCCAAUCUCUCAAUGCCCACAAGGCUUCAACAGCACAUGAGGCCGCUACAGGCUUCACAGCUAGAGCAUUUGCCGUCUUGUUCCCAGGAUCGCCUGCUGUAAACACUCUCUUGAGCGUUCUCUACAUUUCUGGCCCACCCAACUUCUUGCUGGCCCUAUGCCCCUCUGACAUUGACCCGGCCUCCCUGAACACCAUGGUUGCAUUCGCCUUUGGUGGCCUCAUGGGCGAUACACUCUUCCAUCUUCUGCCCGAGAUCUUCGUUGGCGAAGACAGCCCAGAGCAUGUGACCUUGGUGGUUGCUGAUGGCAACAAGAACAUUCUGCUCGGAAUUGCCAUUAUGGUAGGCUUUGUCAGUUUCGUCAUCCUCGACAAGGCUAUCCGUAUUGCCUCUGGAGGCGACGAGGGUGGUCACUCUCACGGCCAUGCCCAUGGUAAGAUUGAAGGUGGCGACAAGGCAGCCGCCUCUGCCAAAGCAUCUGGCUCUGACAAGGGCGCUCAAACCGAUGGUCUGCGCCAGCGUGGCGGUGAGAAGGCGAGCACGCAGAGCGUUGUGCCUGUAGAGCAGGAAAGCGGUCCCAGCUCCAACAGAGGCUACUUGAACAUCAUCGCCGACUUUACCCACAACAUCACCGAUGGUCUUGCAAUGGCAUCUUCAUUCUAUGCUUCUCCCACCGUUGGAGCACUGACGACUACUGCCGUCUUUUUCCACGAGGUCCCCCAUGAGGUCGGAGACUUUGCUCUCCUCAUCCAAUCCGGCUUCUCCAAGCGUGCAGCCAUCGGCGCACAGUUCUUGACAGCAGCAGGAGCCCUCACAGGCGCACUCAUGGGAAUCGCAGUUCAGGAAUACGGCGGCAACAGUGCUGAUGCCCUUCCCACUCCCGGACUUUUUGGCACUAGCCUUCACUGGGGUGAUCUCUUGUUACCCUGGACUGCAGGGACCUUCAUGUUUGUAGGCAUGAGCGUUGUGCCUGAGCUCAUGGAGACUGGUCCCAACAAGGUCGCUGAGAUCAAGAAGAUUGUUACUCAGCUGGUGGCCAUUGCUGCUGGAGCUGGUAUCAUGAUUGCUAUCUCGUGGUCUUGA